AUGCAAACAUCCUCCAAUUCAAGUGCAGGUCCCGGAGUUUAUCCGUACAUCGACUCGACUAAUACUGCAUAUCCCACCUCACAGGACCCCCCACCCAACACAUUCAUGAAUAGGACAUACUCAGGGGACCUUCAUCCACAGCAGCAGCAACAGCAGCAGUUCAGAGACUCAUACUCCUCUCUGGAACAACAGCAGGUGGGUUCGUAUCCGGACGCUAGUAACACAGAUAAGAAACUCUCUCCUAACGUCAAGAGGGAAACUUCCAUGCCUGCAAACGUCAAUUUCUCAACCGUUAUGCAGUCCCUCAACAACGCACGAGGUCAAACACCAAUGAAUAUGGCUCCACCUCCGCCCUCUCAACAACAACAGCAACAGUUUCUACUGCAACAGAGGUUUCAGCAGCAGCAGCAGGCUAUUCUAAGGAACGAGUACCAGCGAGAACAGCAGCAGCAGCAGCAUCCGCCAAACAUGAAUAUGAACAUGAACGUUCCUAUACCGCAACAACAACCACAGCAGCAGCAGCAGCACCUGGCAUCGAGUAACGCCACACGCAGCACUCUAAACGCAUACAUAUUUGAUUUCCUGGUGAAAUCACAACUAAAUAGAACUGCACUCGCAUUCUCGCAAGAAAAUGGCGUCGACAUCUCCGAGAAUGGUAAUAGACCAGUCCAUCUCUCGGAUAAUUUAGAUGAACCACCCAGUUUCAUCCCAAUAAAUGAUACUCCAAGGGGGUUCAUUUACGAAUGGUGGCAGAUCUUUUGGGAUCUAUUCAACGCUACAGCUCAUAGAGAUGGUUCAGAGCAAGCAAAGAAAUAUUUCCAGAUAAUAUCUAGAAAGCAAAGACAAGAUGAUAUUGCAAGAAGUUUCGCCAUUAAUGCUGCAAGAAUACAGUACAACGAAGAGAUGAAUGGAGAUUUCGUUCAUGAAUCGGAACAUUCUUUGAAUCAUAUGCAACUUGCUAUGACAAUCGCAAAUUCAGACCCUUAUCUAAUGAAACAGGGACCCGGAAUGGCAAUGAAUAAUAAUCGAUAUCCUCAAUAUCCAGUGGCUAUCCCACCGAGACAACCACAACCACCACCACCACCUCCCCCUCCUCCUUUCGCUCCGGCUCCUUCUGCUUCUUCAGCACCUUUACCUAGAACACAUUCAUCUUCUUCUACUAAUAACAAUUUUGCAUCCCCCGUGAGGACUCCAUACUACCAGCAGGGAGAACUAAUACCUGGACCUGGUACUGUACCCGAUAGACCUAUAUUCCCAAAUAAUCAAGCACCCAACCCGAACAUGACUCAAUACUAUCACCCUCAUCCACCACCACCACCACCUCCUACAUCUGCUCCUCAACCUCAAACUGUGAAAGAACAACCCACACAACUUCAUUCCCAAAAGACAAAACGUAAAUUAAAAUCAUCCAAUGCAUCAUCAUCAUCAGCCAACACAUCUUCUUCCUCAUCAGUACCCACACACUCCACCAAAAAACCCUCGAAAAACAACAAUAACAAGUCCACAACAUCGUAUAAAGUAUCUAAGCGCCAAACGGCAAAGAAGACUAAAGAUUCCAAAACUACUUCGAAGAAAAUUAUUCAACAACAAAUUAAUAAUAACAGUAGCGUAAAGGAACCAAAGUCUGAUACCAUUACGCCAGAUUUGACACCAAAGGGAAUAGAGGCCACUCUCCCCAAUUCAACAUCCGGAGAUACUGCGGCUCAUGACCAACGCCAACAAUCACGAUCCUUGGAGAAUACACCAACAAGUUUACCUUUGAAUAAACCAUCUAUGGAUCCACCAUUGACGAAAUUCUCAAAUACCUUAAUAAGAAGAAACUCCAUGACUCAUUUUAUGCCAUUGGAUAGUGAAAAGAAUAGCACAAGUGAUGUCAGUAGUGUGAGUGGUGGCAAUGGUAAUGAGAAUAAUGGUGUUCUCAACGAUCAAAAAUUGAAAAAAUCAUCUAAAUCGGAACCAGUGACUCCACUUAACGCAUCUCUCCUAUCUAAACCAAGUUAUGAUGGCUCUGAGUCUCAACUUUUAUCAACUGUUGCGGAAGUAUCUGAUGUACCCAAGAAUAUCUUGAAUGAACAUUUUAAUAUAAAUACCGCUGAUCCCUUGUUGACAGGUAUCACAGACGAUAACGAUGAUGAAGACAAUGAUUUUAGUAAAUUCAUUAGGCAGGACCAUGAUGACCACGGAGAUGACCCUCAUGCUACCGGUAGCCAGAGUAUAUCUCAUCCCGAUGGCAACACGGUAAGUAACCCUGACGAAGGAUUCGACUUGGACCUCCUGGAUAAUGUCACCGCCGCACAAGACUUUAACUUCCUUAAUUGGACCAAAUAG
Molecule: messenger RNA, 2328 nt
Organism: Naumovozyma castellii
Lineage: Eukaryota; Fungi; Ascomycota; Saccharomycetes; Saccharomycetales; Saccharomycetaceae
Product: LisH domain-containing protein
Exons: 1
Coding region: 1-2328 (775 amino acids)
Source: RefSeq, a predicted model, not a curated record